This is a messenger RNA of Pelecanus crispus (Dalmatian pelican), 1636 nucleotides long. NCBI's taxonomy places the organism in Eukaryota, Metazoa, Chordata, Aves, Pelecaniformes, Pelecanidae. The record is from RefSeq and is a predicted model, not a curated record.
AUGACGUCUAUUGUGAAAACAGUACUGCCAGAUAAGACUUACUAUGCUCUGAAGAGGCAAAUUAGUAAUAUAAAUAAGGAGCUGGAUAAAGCAUUCAGUGGUGAAACAAAGCAGAAGGGCUUACCUUUGGAACGUUCCACUGAAGAUGUAGAUAUAAUAUUCACACGACUGAAGGAAGUGAAAGCUUUUGAGAAAUUUCAUCCAAACCUUCUCCAGCAGAUAUGUCUCUGUGGAUAUUAUGAAAAUCUGGAAAAAGGAAUCACAUUAUUCCGUCAGGGUGAUAUUGGGACGAACUGGUAUGCUGUUCUGACAGGAUCACUGGAUGUGAAGGUUUCUGAUACAAGCAACCACCAGGAUGCUGUGACAAUAUGCACUCUGGGAAUAGGAACUGCUUUUGGAGAGUCCAUUCUGGAUAACACUCCUCGCCAUGCUACCAUCGUUACCAGAGAAUAUAGUGAGCUCCUUCGAAUUGAGCAGAAGGACUUUAAAGCACUUUGGGAGAAAUAUCGACAGUAUAUGUCUGGACUUCUCACUCCUCCUUAUGGUGUUAUGGAAACCGGCUCCAACAAUGACAGAAUGCCAGAUAAGGAGAAUACACCUCUUAUUGAACCUCACAUCCCACAUCGUCCUACUAAAACCAUUACACAGGUUCCUUCAGAAAAGAUCCUCAGAGCUGGAAAGAUUUUGCGGAACACAAUUCUGUCCCGAGCCCCUCACAUGAUAAGAGAUCGUAAAUACCAUCUGAAGACUUACAGGCAAUGCUGUGUGGGGACAGAACUAGUUGAUUGGAUGAUGCAGCAAAGUCCUUGUGUCCAUUCACGAACCCAGGCUGUUGGCAUGUGGCAAGUAUUGCUGGAAGAAGGUGUUCUUAACCAUGUGGAUCAGGAACACCACUUUCAAGACAAAUACUUAUUUUAUCGGUUUUUGGACGAUGAGUGUGAAGAUGCCCCUUUGCCAACCGAGGAGGAGAAAAAGGAGUGUGAUGAGGAGCUACAGGACACUAUGCUUCUUCUGUCUCAGAUUGGGCCAGAUGCUCAUAUGAGGAUGAUUCUCAGAAAACCGCCUGGCCAGAGAACUGUAGAUGACUUAGAAAUUAUAUAUGAAGAACUUCUUCACAUUAAGGCCUUAUCUCAUCUUUCUACCACAGUAAAGCGAGAGUUAGCAGGUGUCCUCAUUUUUGAGUCACAUCCCAAAGCAGGAACGGUCUUAUUUAAUCAGGGAGAAGAAGGUACUUCUUGGUACAUUAUCCUAAAGGGAUCAGUAAACGUAGUCAUUUAUGGCAAGGGUGUGGUAUGUACUCUACAUGAAGGAGAUGAUUUUGGCAAGUUAGCGCUUGUGAAUGAUGCUCCCAGAGCAGCAUCCAUUGUUCUGCGUGAAGACAACUGCCACUUCUUGAGAGUUGACAAGGAGGACUUCAACAGGAUCCUUAGGGAUGUGGAAGCAAAUACAGUAAGACUCAAAGAACAUGACCAAGAUGUCUUGGUGUUGGAGAAGAUCCCAGCAGGAAACAGAGUUUCUAAUCAAGGAAAUUCACAGCCUCAGCACAAGUAUAUUGUGAUGUCAGGAACCCCAGAGAAAAUUUUAGAGCACUUUCUAGAAACUAUGCGCCCUGAAGCAACUUUAAAUGAAGCAACAG